ACAAAGAUAGAGAAUGGCCCACUUAGCUUCUCCUCAUUUCCUCAUAAACAAGCUGUGCCGCAGUGUCUCUUCACAUUUCUACGAGACUCUAAGAAGGAAACUGCAAGUUAUCAUCCUUCCAGCAGAAUGCCGAGCCAGCUCGAGGGCGCGAUGGAUGCACUGAUAACAGUUUUCUACAACUACUCUGGAAAUGAUGGAGACAAAUACAAACUCAACAAGGGCGAGUUAAAGCAACUGUUAAACAGUGAGCUCACUGACUUCCUCAUGUCUCAGAAGGAUCCAAUGCUGGUGGAGAAAAUCAUGAAUGACCUGGACUCUAACAAAGACAACGAGGUGGAUUUCAAUGAGUUUGUUGUGUUGGUGGCCGCUCUGACUGUUGCCUGCAAUGACUUCUUCCAAGAGCAGAAGAAGAAAGGCAAGUAGAUGUGAAAGAAAACCCACUGUAAACUAACUGUAAAUCUUUAUCAGCAGUUUAAAAAUGUUUUAAAAUGUCAUCACAUUAAAAACAGUAAAUGUCCCAUCAGUUGAAUCAUUUAUAUUAGCAAUUCCCACUGUGUAGGAUUGUGAAUGUAAUAUUUAUGAACGUAGACGCUCAUAGCUGUCAUGUUGUCACAGAUUUUAAAAAAAGAUGUUGUUUUACCAAUUUUCAGCCUGGAGCUGUUAAACAAUGACCUUGUGAUCUCACAUCGAGCCUGUCUGAUCCAAAUUAUAGUCAUUUUUUAUAUCAGAAUGAUGUUUGCAAGCAGAAAAUACAAAGUGCCCUUUUCUUAAAUUGUCCAUAGUGUUGUCAUUGUCUUUUUUUUUUAUAGUGUUUGGAGCUGCAUUUAAUCCCAAACUUGGGUGCAUUACAGUAAAAACUCACCUCUCCUAGUUUUGUCUAUAAAAGACAGCACAGGACGCUCAUUACUGGCGAUUCAUUCAGUAGCAUUAACCUUUAAAAAGACACCCUUGUCAUCUCAGAACUUCAUCGUCAUUUAUUUUUUUGUCCCAGUAGACAUCCUAGCUGAGGCUGUCCCUGCUCUAUUAUAAAUGUCAAAAGUUAAAUAUUUCAUAAUUGUCUUUUGAAGCACAGUCACAGCCUGAUGGUGCAUUUAGUAGGAAACAAUUUUGUCCCUUGUCAGUUUUGCUGUCAGUUUAUGUUCCCCAAGGAGAAAUACCUUUAACAUUUAAUGCUUUUAAAUGUAUUUUGUGUUGCAUGAGAAAAUCCUGGCGAGUUAGAUGUUUCUUCUUUCCUGAGAUGUUUAGAAACCUUUUAAAAUUCUGACCACAAAUCUGUUUUUGAACAAUAUUUGACUUUGAGCAUUCUGUUUUAAUAUGACAGUUUAUAUGGCAAAAUAAAACACACCUAUUGGGUGACAUCAUGUAAAAACUGAAUGAAGCUACAGGAAAUAAACAGCACUAUAUCCCCUGGAAA
Molecule: messenger RNA, 1414 nt
Organism: Siniperca chuatsi (mandarin fish)
Lineage: Eukaryota; Metazoa; Chordata; Actinopteri; Centrarchiformes; Sinipercidae
Gene: s100z
Product: S100 calcium binding protein Z
Exons: 3
Coding region: 127-423 (98 amino acids)
Cellular component (GO): cytoplasm
Molecular function (GO): calcium ion binding
Source: RefSeq, a predicted model, not a curated record